Messenger RNA from Hibiscus syriacus, 1646 nucleotides. RefSeq names its product protein arginine N-methyltransferase PRMT10-like. NCBI's taxonomy places the organism in Eukaryota, Viridiplantae, Streptophyta, Magnoliopsida, Malvales, Malvaceae. The record is from RefSeq and is a predicted model, not a curated record. The transcript has 8 exons. Gene Ontology annotation, cellular component: nucleus. Gene Ontology annotation, biological process: peptidyl-arginine methylation. The coding region runs from base 131 to 1255 and encodes 374 amino acids. Gene Ontology annotation, molecular function: protein-arginine N-methyltransferase activity.
UUUCUCGACAAAUCAAGGCCAAAACCUCACCUCACCGCUUGUGGCGACGUUGCCCUAAGAGACUACUUUCACAAUCUCCCGCCGUAUUAAAAAGUUUUGUGCUUAGAGCGCUUAGUGGCAAAGAGGGAGAAUGGGGAGCCGUACUAAUGGCGUCGCAGGCGGUAGCAUCAACGGACCGGUGGAUAAAGGAGCUGACUUUGCCAAUUACUUCUGCACUUAUGCUUUUCUGUACCACCAGAAAGAGAUGCUCAAUGAUCGAGUCCGCAUGGACGCUUAUUACAAUGCUGUUUUUAAGAACAAGCAUCAUUUCCAAGGAAAGACUGUGUUGGAUGUAGGAACCGGAAGCGGCAUUCUUGCCAUCUGGUCUGCCCAGGCUGGUGCAAGGAAGGUCUAUGCUGUUGAAGCAACUAAGAUGUCAGAGCAUGCCCGGACUCUUGUCCAGGCUAACAAUCUUCAAGACGUUGUUGAAGUAAUUGAGGGCUCUAUGGAAGAAGUUGUUUUGCCGGAGAAAGUUGAUGUGAUUAUCUCCGAGUGGAUGGGCUACUUUCUCCUGCGUGAAUCUAUGUUUGAUUCUGUGAUCUGUGCUCGAGAUCGUUGGCUGAAACCAACUGGAGUCAUGUAUCCUAGCCAUGCACGCAUGUGGGUAGCACCUAUCCGAUCUGGAUUGGUGGAUCAAAAGAAAAUUGAUUAUGAAGGAGCAAUGGAUGAUUGGUAUGGGUUUUUGGAAGAUACGAAGGAUUACUAUGGUGUUGAUAUGAGUGUUUUGACAAAACCUUUCUCUGUAGAGCAGGAGAAAUAUUAUCUGCAGACAUCAUUAUGGAACAACCUCCAUCCAGACCAAGUUAUUGGGACACCGGCUGUUAUAAAGGUGAUUGAUUGUUUAACUGCUUCUGUAAAUGACAUCCUUCAACUCGAAUCAAGUUUCUCAUCAGCUAUCAGUAUGGUGCCCACUCGCUUCUGUGGAUUUGCAGGAUGGUUCGAUGUGCAUUUCCGAGGAAGAACGGAGGAUCCUGCUCAACAAGAGAUUGAGUUAACAACUGCUCCUAGUCCAAAUAAUGGCACUCAUUGGGGACAACAGGUUUUUUUCUUUCAUCCUCCUCUUCAUGUUGAUGAAGAGACCAACCUCAAUGUUUCUUUCUCAAUGAUCCGUUCCAAGGAAAACCAUAGAUUAAUGGAGGUUGAGUUUGAUGUGAAGAUCAGCAAACCUUCCGAUAAAGUACUUCCUCCAAUUAAUAAGAAGUUCUACAUAGAAUGAGAACAUCACUGAAUUGAUGAUUUCAACACAAUGUAAGUGUUUGCAUGCGAGGGCGCGACUUUGGUAUGUCUAGUAAUGCGGAGUGCUGACUAUAUAUGGUUCUCCAAAUUCCCUUAUAUUGAAUAUCAGGAGCACUUUGAUUUAUCGUUUUGCUGUUUGAAUAUUUUGAGUAGUCCCGUUGCGAAUUUAAGCCUUGUAUCUAGUUUUAGAGAGUGUAGUAAGUCGGCUUUAUUUCUGCAGUUGCAUUUUAAAACUUGGAUUCUGGUUUGCAUGCCUUCAAUGUUGGUAUGCAGCAGGUAUGCGCUGGAUUAACGGCUGAAAUUCCUUUUCUUUUCCCUUUUUAACCAGGAUUUUCAUACAGGUUAUGGAAAACUAAUAUAUUAUUGUUUCU